Messenger RNA from Wasmannia auropunctata (little fire ant), 1782 nucleotides. RefSeq names its product mitochondrial-processing peptidase subunit beta (gene UQCR-C1). Gene Ontology annotation, cellular component: mitochondrion. The record is from RefSeq and is a predicted model, not a curated record. The coding region runs from base 104 to 1537 and encodes 477 amino acids. NCBI's taxonomy places the organism in Eukaryota, Metazoa, Arthropoda, Insecta, Hymenoptera, Formicidae. Gene Ontology annotation, molecular function: metalloendopeptidase activity; metal ion binding. The transcript is spliced from 7 exons.
GCACAUCAAUCUUUUGUCAUCAGAUUCUCUCUGCUUUGCUGCGUUCUCGGUUCUCUAUCGUGUGUUAUCGUGCUUUAAUCGUUCCCUCAGAUAAAUCGGGAAAAUGGCCACUCGUCUGCUAAAAAUUAGCAGCGCGUUGCGUACAUAUUCCAAUAAAACCAGCCUUGUAAAGGUAUCGAAACAAUGGCAGUCAACUGCCACUUCUUUGAAAGAAGCACUCAUCAAUCAACCAGCUACAAGAGUUACAACUUUGGAUAGCGGAAUGAGAGUUGCCAGUGAAGAUAGUGGAGCUGCCACAGCCACUGUUGGUCUUUGGAUAGAUUCUGGUAGUCGAUAUGAGACAGAUGACAACAAUGGUGUUGCUCAUUUCAUGGAGCAUAUGGCUUUUAAGGGAACUGCUAAACGCUCUCAAACCGAUUUGGAAUUAGAAAUAGAGAAUAUGGGAGCACAUCUGAAUGCUUACACGAGUCGAGAACAAACAGUGUUUUAUGCAAAAUGCUUGUCACAGGAUGUACCAAAGGCUAUUGAGAUUCUCAGUGAUAUUAUACAAAAUUCUAAGCUGGGUGAAAACGAGAUUGAGAGGGAACGUGGUGUUAUUCUACGUGAGAUGCAGGAGGUUGAAACAAAUUUGCAGGAAGUUGUAUUUGAUCAUUUGCAUGCCGCCGCAUAUCAAGGUACAUCCUUGGGACGAACAAUACUGGGGCCUACUAAAAACAUCAAAAGUAUCUCGCGAGACGAUCUUGUUACAUACGUGAAGACUCAUUAUGGACCAUCUAGAUUUGUAUUAGCUGGUGCUGGCGGUGUAGAUCACAACCAAUUAAUCGAGCUUGCCGAUAAGCAUUUCGGCAAAAUGACAGGACCGAAUUAUGAUAAUAUACCAGAUUACGUUAAAUCCUGUCGUUAUACUGGCUCUGAAAUAAGAGUUCGUGACGAUUCGAUUCCUCUCGCUCACAUUGCGAUUGCUGUUGAAGGUGCUGGAUGGGCUGAGGCAGAUAACAUUCCUCUUAUGGUUGCAAAUACUCUUAUUGGAGGAUGGGAUCGUAGUCAAGGAGGUGGCGUAAAUAACGCAAGCAGUUUAGCUAAAGCUUGUACAGAACAAGAGUUGUGCCAUAGCUAUCAGAGUUUUAACACAUGUUAUAAAGAUACAGGACUUUGGGGUAUAUAUUUCGUUUGUGAUCCUAUGAAAUGUGAUGAGAUGACAUCAUAUAUUCAACAUGAAUGGAUGAAACUGUGCACAUCGCUUACUGAGAAAGAUGUGGCACGCGCAAAGAAUAUUCUUAAAACCAAUAUGUUUUUACAGUUGGAUGGAACUACCGCAGUUUGUGAGGAUAUUGGCCGUCAAAUGUUAUGCUAUAAUCGCCGGCUUCCAUUACACGAGCUCGAGAUGAGGAUAGAUAGCGUAACUGCUGAGACCAUUCAAAAUGUUGGUAUGAAAUAUAUUUACGAUCAUUGUCCAGUGAUUGCAGCAGUUGGUCCUGUCGAAAAUUUAGGGGACUAUAAUAAUAUUCGUGGAGCUAUGUAUUGGCUCAGGGUUUAAUCAUCUUCAAGCAUCAGUUAUUAAUCAAUUUUAGCGUAUUAAUUAGAAAUACAAUAUAAAUCGACGAUAUGCAUACGCUGGCUCAUGAUAAAACAUGCAAGUCGAUUAAUACUAACAAAUCAGUUUCUAAUAAACAUAAAAAUUGCAUCUUUCCCUAUAUGAGAUUGUAGUUUUAUUUUGCCAUUUAUCAAGCAAAUGUUCAAAUGUAUAUUGUUUGGCGAAAAUAAACCUCAGUCGAAAAUAUA